Messenger RNA from Glycine soja, 2720 nucleotides. RefSeq names its product nucleobase-ascorbate transporter 12-like. Gene Ontology annotation, cellular component: plasma membrane. Gene Ontology annotation, molecular function: transmembrane transporter activity. Lineage: Eukaryota; Viridiplantae; Streptophyta; Magnoliopsida; Fabales; Fabaceae. The transcript has 10 exons. Gene Ontology annotation, biological process: transmembrane transport. The record is from RefSeq and is a predicted model, not a curated record. The coding region runs from base 254 to 2338 and encodes 694 amino acids.
GACGCGGUUUUAGUUUAGUUUAGUAGCUUCUUCACUUCACCCUCACACCAUUUGUGUUUUUCUCUGUCUUCGCCACUUCUCUUCUUACUUCACUGCACGUUUUUCUUCACUCUUUCUCUCUCUUACAUGCCGGAAUUUCCUCUCUCUUUCUCUCUCCGGAGAAUAGAAUAAAAACCCUAAACCUUCGCUUUGCUGCCACACACAUCAGAUCUACACUACAACUUCCAAGUUCAGGAAUUAUGUGUCACUAGCGAUGUCCGAUUCCGUUCCCAAAACGCGAAACCGUCCGGGGCCGUGGCCGCCGGCGCCGGACGCCAAGGCAAUGCCGCCUGCUUCCUGGGCUAAGAAAACAGGCUUCAAGCCCAAGUUCUCCGGCGAGGCCAAUGCCAGCGACUCUGGCCAGAUAAGCCUGCAGCCCAAGCCUAGGGAGCCCGACGCUAACGUGGAUCUCGAAGCGGGCCGGCCUGGGGCUCCGGCGAACGGCGUGACCCACCAAAAUAAGGCUCCGCCGCUUCCACCUUCCAAGGAUCAGGUCGUAAAGAAGCGAAAGGACUCCGACGGACUGCCCAAGAGCUCUGUUCCCAUCACCAAUGGCCAGGCGGUGACGGCUCCGCCUCCGCCGCCGCCGCCGCCUCCACGGAGGACGGCGAGGCAUGAGGAAGUCGUGGACGCGCCGCCGCAGGAAGACGACGGUUUCGUGUCGAGGCAUUCGCAUAUGAAGUAUGAGCUCAGAGAUUCGCCCGGUUUAGUUCCCAUUGGUGUGUACGGUAUUCAACAUUACUUUUCGAUAUUGGGUUCGUUGAUUCUCAUUCCGCUCGUUAUAGUUCCGGCGAUGGGAGGCUCUCAUGAGGAUACUUCUGCGGUGGCAUCAACUGUGCUCUUUGUUUCGGGAGUGACUACACUGUUGCAUACAAGUUUUGGGUCGAGGUUGCCCUUGAUACAAGGGCCUUCUUUUGUUUAUCUGGCCCCGGUGUUGGCGAUCAUCAACUCCCCCGAGUUUCAAGGAUUAAAUGCAAAUAAAUUCAAACAUAUAAUGAAGGAGCUGCAGGGGGCUAUAAUUAUUGGAUCGGCUUUUCAAACUUUUAUUGGAUAUUCUGGACUUAUGUCACUGUUAGUAAGGUUGAUCAAUCCUGUGGUUGUAUCCCCAACUAUUGCUGCAGUAGGACUUUCAUUUUACAGCUAUGGUUUUCCACUAGUUGGUACAUGUCUGGAGAUUGGUGCCGUGCAGAUAUUAGUGGUUAUUGUUUUUUCUCUUUAUCUUCGUAAAAUAUCUGUUCUUGGACACCGCAUAUUUCUAAUAUAUGCAGUUCCUUUGGGUCUGGCAAUUACGUGGGCUGUUGCUUUCUUGUUGACUGAAGCUGGAGUCUACAACUACAAAGGAUGUGACAUAAAUAUACCUGCCUCGAAUAUGGUUUCGGAGCACUGCAGAAAGCAUGUCUCAAGGAUGAAGCAUUGUCGAGUUGAUACUUCUAAUGCAUUGAAAUCAUCCCCGUGGUUUAGAUUUCCUUAUCCAUUACAAUGGGGUACUCCUAUCUUUCACUGGAAAAUGGCUCUUGUGAUGUGCGUGGUUUCCUUGAUCUCAUCUGUAGAUUCGGUUGGUUCGUAUCAUGCUUCUUCAUUAUUGGUAGCAUCCAGACCUCCAACUCCUGGAGUUCUUAGUCGAGGAAUUGGUUUGGAAGGUCUUUCUAGUGUCUUGGCUGGUCUCUGGGGAACUGGAACAGGUUCUACUACCUUAACUGAAAAUGUUCAUACAAUUGCUGUCACUAAAAUGGGAAGCCGCAGAGCAGUUCAAUUGGGUGCAUGCUUUCUGAUUGUGUUGUCUCUCGUGGGUAAGGUUGGAGGGUUCAUUGCUUCAAUUCCUGAAGUCAUGGUUGCUGGUCUCCUAUGCUUUAUGUGGGCUAUGCUUGCAGCAUUGGGCUUGUCCAAUCUACGUUAUAGUGAGGCUGGAAGCUCUCGCAACAUCAUCAUAAUUGGGUUAUCAUUGUUUUUCUCUCUUUCCAUACCUGCCUACUUUCAACAAUAUGGCAUCUCUCCAAAUUCCAACUUGUCAGUUCCAAGUUAUUUCCAACCCUACAUUGUGGCUUCUCAUGGGCCAUUCCACAGCAAAUAUGGAGGGUUAAACUAUUUCCUGAACACAAUCUUUUCACUACACAUGGUGGUAGCUUUUCUUGUGGCCGUUAUCUUGGACAAUACUGUGCCUGGCAGCAAGCAGGAACGUGGAGUCUACGUUUGGUCAGAACCUGAGGUUGCUAGAAGGGAGCCUGCUGUUGCUAAUGACUAUGAGUUGCCCUUGAGAGUUGGUAAGAUUUUCAGAUGGGUGAAGUGGGUUGGUCUGUGAAUGACAAAAGGGUUUUGUUGGUUGAAUGAACAUUUUCAGUUUAUUGAAUGUUAUCAACCGCCCAAGAUACCGUUCUAAGUCUGGAUUCACAUCUUCUUGGGCUCAAUCAUGAGUAGUAUAUAGUUGGUCAUGUUACAGAGAUCAUUUGUGUAAAUUGAAAAUCCGGAGGGGUCUAUUUGUGUUAUAAUUUAUUAGAUUAGCAAUGUAUUUAGUUUUGAUUAAUUCAAAAUCUCCACAUGGAGGUUUUUCUUCCUUGCUUUAAGGCGGCCUUUGACAAAUCUUCGUGGUUAUGUAUAUAUAUAUAUAUACACACAUUAUAUACCUGCUCAAUCGGGACUAGAAAGUUUUUGUUUAAUAUAUUUAUUCCAAUCCACCUACCAUC